This is a messenger RNA of Iphiclides podalirius (scarce swallowtail), 318 nucleotides long. Lineage: Eukaryota; Metazoa; Arthropoda; Insecta; Lepidoptera; Papilionidae. The record is from the annotation of a GenBank genome assembly.
AUGCCUAAUACAGCGGAAUUGGAUCGGUGGCGGGUAGCGUGGAGGCAAGAGCUAGGGCGGCAGGGCUGCGAGGGAGGCAAGGUCGGCGCGCGCGGGCGGCGCGGUGCGGCGCGUGAAUGGGCGGCGGCGCGGCUGCGCGGCCCGGUGCCUCCGCCAGUCCGCACACCGGCGGCCCCGCUGCCCCACGGUCGGCCGCACUCCGCUGAACAACAAUGCCCGAAAAAGCGCCGUGACUCGACAGACCCAGCGGCGGCCCAGUCGGCGAUGGUAGAGAGGACGGCACGCGUGGCCGCCGGUCGAACGGUCGCGGGCGAGUUG